Molecule: messenger RNA, 1608 nt
Organism: Closterium sp. NIES-65
Lineage: Eukaryota; Viridiplantae; Streptophyta; Zygnematophyceae; Desmidiales; Closteriaceae
Source: the annotation of a GenBank genome assembly
AUGGGAAGCAGGACCACCGCAGCCACUGUGACAGUGACAGGCCGCAACGCUGCUGCCACUUGUGAUGCUUCGUCCCUUGCCGACUACACCUCCUCCGUUCAGCUCUCUUCCGACCUGACCCUCCACUGGAAGACAGCAAGUGCCACCAAAGUCAACCUAGCCCUGGAGGCAGCAGCAGGCAGCACAGCAGCAGCGGGGUGGUUCUCCCUGGCAUGGUCGGCAGACGGCCGCAUGGCCCCCGCUGAUGCUGUCAUAGGAAAUCUGCCUGGGGGGGCUGUGGCGGCUUAUUACAUGAGCGGCUAUGCGAUGAGUGAUGUUCAGCCUACAAGCAGCUUCGAUAUUGGCAACGCGGUUCAAACUACAUCGGCUUCUGGCUCCACUGUUAUCGAGUUCUCCCGCAUGACAGGUGAUGGAGCCGUACCAGUGAAUGUUGGCGGCAGCAACACACUCAUCUGGGCCUUCUCAGAGGGCGGCUCCCAGACCCUGGGGUUCCAUGGAGAGAACGACGCCACCAAAGUCAAUCUGGCCCUGGAGGCAGCAGCGGGCAGCACGGCAGCAGCAGGGUGGUUCGCCCUCGCAUGGUCUGCAGACGGCCGUAUGGCCCCUGCUGAUGCUGUCAUUGGGAACCUGCCUGGGGGGGCUGUGGCGGCUUAUUAUAUGGGCGGGUAUGGGCUGGGCGAUGUGCAGCCUACAAGCGGAUUCAGUAUUGGGAGUGGUGCGGCGCUGAGUACCAGUGCUAGUGGCUCUAAAGUCAUGAAGUUUUCUCGCACGCAGAGCGAUGGCUCCAUACCAGUCAAUGUGAACGGCUCCAACACACUCAUCUGGGGAUACUCCCAAGGCGGAUCACAGACUCUCGGCUUCCACGGAGAGAAUGACGGUGCGCUCACCCUGGACUUCUCAUGCGCUACCUCGUCCACCGGUGGUGGCUCUGGCGGUGGCAUUGGUGGCGGUGACAACAACGGUGGGGCUGGUGGAGGGGGUGUGGUGGGGAUUAUGCAGUUGGUGGGUGGGGUGGCAGUGACUGGGGUGGUUGGUGGAAUUGGCCGGGCUGGUGGUAGUGUGCUGACAUGUACCGAUUUGCCUGCCGUCAUGCCAAUUGCUUCCCCUCCAUCCUUCUCACCACCCAUCAUGACCCUCACGGCUCAUCAGGCCUCUCUUCCGUUAGGAACGAGCGUGGUAGUGGCAGCAGUGGUGGGGGGUGCAGCAGCAGCGUCCGCAUGCCUCUGGUUCUACUCCUCGCGAUAUGUGGGGGAGAUGGCUCUCAUCAAGGCACCUGCUGCUGCUGCUGGGAAUGGGGAUGGAAAUGGGCAGCAGUGGAGGGUGUGUAUCAGCACGCUUGACUUCUGGGGCAACAGAGACGUGAGUGGGCAGUGGUGGUGGGGAGGGGUGCAGCAGCAGCGUCUGCAUGGAGGUGAUGCCCUGGUGCCGCCACUCAAGGGUCUAUCCCAGCAGCACCUUAAAGCCAUUGCACACCACAGCUUUGUGCCUCUUGAUGUGCCCUCCCAUCGACAGUUCCUGCUGAGCAUAAGGCACGGCCGCAUCCCCAACCUCCCGCUGCUGCUGGCACUGCUCAAAGAAGAAGACUGGGAAAGGGAACUGCACCACUAG